GCAAUCAACAUGGCUCAAUACGCCCCAAAGUUGGUCUCCAAGGCCGACAAGGUCACCAACCACCUCAGCUUCAACGACAGCAAAAAGCCCGCCGGUGGCUUUGAUUCCACACCUAUCCCCCAUGCGCCGCCGGGGUACACGAUGAAAUUCACCUUUCACCGGGCCGUCGACCUCCCUCUCGCCGAUCUAAACACCCUCUCUUCCGACCCGUUUGUCUUUGCGCGCCUCGAGGUGGCGUUACCCCGUCGCCAUAAGCAGGAUCCAGGCAUGACAUUUCGCACCCCAACGGUGCACAAGGACCAAAACCCCGUCUGGAAUGCCGACUGGAUUGUCGCCAAUGUGCCCGCGUCGGGGUUCAAGCUCAAAGCUGCAGUCUACGACGAGGAUGCCUCUGACCACGAUGAUAAGCUUGGCCUCGCGACAAUCGAGACCCAUGCACUCUCCGAGUCAUGGACGCCCAUUCGAGAGGAGGCGGUCAAGGUCAAACAUCGAUUCGCCAGGAAGCGGGUGUAUGCGUUGACAAACCUUCAAAAGCUCACCAAUCAUCACAAGGUCUCGUACCUCUACGUGAGUGUGGAAUGUCUGGGGAGGACGCCGGGGGAGGAAGGCGGCCAGAUCUUUACGGUGGGGCCGAACUUCUGGUUCAAGCACUUUUCGCCUCUGAUCGGUCGGUUGGCCGGAGUGAAGGACCAAGUACCGAAGCAGGGUGAGAAUGGGAAGGAGAUUAGCCGAUACAAUUUCCAGGCUAUCGAAAUGCAGCUGACCGGACCGGUGCCGUCGGAAAUGUACCACCGCUAUGUGGAGUUCAAGCCUUUUAUCGCGGGCAUGUUCCAGUCGCAAAGCCUCCGAGGUCGGCUUCUGCACAAGGCGCUCCACCACCAGCAUCAGCGCAUCUACAAUUAUGACCGUACCACCUUGUACGGUGUCUUUCCCAAGCCCUGUCGAGAACUGGCCCAGAAACUCUUGGAGUUCGUGCAGCAUGGCCAGGGAGGCCGUAUCUUCACCUAUGUGCUCAUGCUGGACGGGAUGUUCCGAUUCACCGAGACCGGCAAGGAGUUCGGCAUCGAUCUUCUGAGCAAGCACACCAUGCACAGUGACGUGACCAGCUACAUCGCAUUUUCGGGCGAGUUCUUCGUGCGGUGUCGCAAGAGCCCCCACCGUGUCCGUCGACACCAUUCGCAGGCCUCCCAUCCGAUGCCCUCGACCGGAGACCAGACGACCGAAUUCCCCGUGGAAGAAGACCCCAAGGACGGGAAGAAUGAGAAAGGUUACGACAACGAAGAUUCUGAAGGGACCCACGGGGUGUCCCAAGAACCUUCCGACUACGAUCUGUACAUCGACAACGACAGCGGCACCUAUCGCCCCAACGCCAAAUUGCUCCCUCAGUUGAAAGGCUUCAUAGCCUCCAACUUCCCCGGCAUCAAUAUUACCACUCUCGACUGCCAAGAGGACGCCGACAGGAUGCAGGAACUCAAGGACGAGCAAAGAGAGGCCAAGACCCAGGAGGGCCGCAUGAUCACCUACCUCCAGCAGAGCAGCAGCAGCUCCUCGCUCUCGUCCAUCUCCAGCUCGGACGAAGACGAGCUGAAUGAGCGAACUGGAGUCCGCAAGCCUCGCGGAGAUUUCUCUCGACACGUUCAUGAGAUGCGCGAUGUCAAGGGACAGAUGAUGCGAUGGGUGGAGCAUGAUGGGCACCCGGACCGACCAAAGCAUCGCCAUACAGCUGGACGUGAUCGCGCUGCAUCUUUGGGGGAGAUGAGGUCGUCGGGUGCGCCGCCAUCGGCCGUGAACACGGGCGCUUAA
Molecule: messenger RNA, 1803 nt
Organism: Penicillium diatomitis
Lineage: Eukaryota; Fungi; Ascomycota; Eurotiomycetes; Eurotiales; Aspergillaceae
Product: C2 domain protein
Exons: 2
Biological process (GO): positive regulation of gene expression
Source: RefSeq, a predicted model, not a curated record